AUGGACCUUGGAAUCAUUGCAGAAAGUGAGAGUCUCGUGGAAGCAGCACUCUGCUAAGGGAAUCCUAAGCACAGGGGAGAAAUGGCUGCUGAAGGCUGGGAUCUGUUCAGGCUCUGCAAAGCUGGAUGUGCUGAGCUCUUCCAGCAGCAGGGUGGGCCAGGGGCAGAGGGAGAGGAGGGCCCUGGAGCUGCUUUGUGCCUCCUGGUGCAGCUGGAGGACAGGAACCAGGAGAUGCACCAGCCUGGAGACCCGCGGGAGGAGAUGGGGAAACUGCCUGGCUCCAGGAUGGACUUCCCAACCAGGAUGGUCCUCAGUGAAGAGGAAAAACUGAAGAUUUCCAAAGACCUCGUGGAUCUCCAGAUCGAGACAAACAAAAUGAAGGAGCGUUAUGAGACCGAGAACUUCCAGCUGAAAACGACGAUGCAGGCUCUGGAGAGGCGGCUGCAGGAGCUGGAGCAGGGCAGCGCCGGGCUCAGGGAGGAGCGGGAUUCCCUGCGGGAGCGCCUGCACGCCCUGGAGAGCAGCCGGCAGGAGCUGGGGGAGGAGUUCAUCAUCCUGAAGAGCAAUUACCUGGCCCUCGGCAGGGAGCUGGACAAGGAGGUGAUGAGGAAUGAGGAGCUGACCCAGGAGCUGCUCAGCCUGGCCAAAGAGAGCAGCCUCCCCCCUGGCUUGGCCCAUCAAUCCUCCCAAGGGCUGGGAAGAGGGAGAGCAGCAGGACACCCCCGCUCCGCUCGGAGGGGGAAGCCCGAGGAUGCAGCUGCCUCUGAACAUGAGCAGCAGGAGCUGGAAAGAAACUUGCUUGGAAACCAGGAUCACAUAAAAGUGGAGCUGGAAAAACUGAAGAAAACAUAUGAUGAGCAGCAGCAGAAGCUGGAGGAGCGAAUGCUGGCGCUGGGGAAGGAGCUGCAGGAGGCGAAGGGAGCGAUGGGAGCCGGCCGGCAGGGGCAGGCGGAGCGACCAGCGGUGCUGCUCACGUCCCAGGGCCAGCUCCAGGAGGUGGAGGCGGAGAACUCCCGGCUGCAGCUGCAGCUGAAGGAGCUGAACGAGGAAUAUCGCUCCCGGCUGGCGCAGCACAUCAGGGACCUGGCAAACUACAUGGACAGCAAACCCAGCAGCGUGACAGGACACAGCAAAGCCCCAGCUGGCCACGCUGCCAUGAAGAGCUUUGUGGACAGGAUGCUCAGGGACAUCCGGGCUUCCUACAAGAGCCGGGAAGAGCAGCUGGCUCGGGCAGCCCGGGGCUACAAGAAACGCCUGCAGGACUUGGCCAAGAAGCACGAGAACCUGCUGAUUGCCUAUGGGCUGCAGCGGGAGCAGAUCCGGUCCCUGGGCAGCAGUGCCGUGGACUGUGGCCCUGCCGAGCUCCACUUGUCUAUCCCAGAGCCUGAGCUGCUGACAAACAGCUCCCGGGAGCUGAACCGGCUGCGGGAGCAAAAGGCAAAGCUGGAGAUGCAGCUGCAGGAGCUGCAGCAGAAAAGUCUGAAAGGAGCCUCUGCCUUCCCAGCGCCUCCGGAGCAGUAAGUGCCCUUUCUUUCUUGGGAUAUCUGCCAUUCCAAAUUUUCUCCACGUUCUGUGCCCCUGCAGGAGCACCUGGAGCAGCAGAGAAGCCAGCUGCUGGCUCGGGCUGUGGUGGCAGAGGAGCAGGUGUCAGAGCUGCAGGGGUACAUCGACCAGCACCUUGCCAGGUACAAGCAGGAGAUCCUGCGGCUGAGGAACGCUGAGGGCAGCGAGGUGCCCCCAGUGCCCCGUGCCAGCCACGAGCCAGAGCAGCCGCAGCCUUGGGAACGCCCCACUGCAAGGGAGGGCCAAACUGAUCCUGCACAGAGGUGAGCUGGAAAAGAUGGCAGGGCAAAGCCCAACUCCAGGAGCCGCAGCUGCUCCAACUCCAGGACCAUCCAGCAGCUCAAAGACAAAGCAAAAACCUCAGAGGAAUAAUCAACCAAAACUUUAUUUUAA
Molecule: messenger RNA, 1956 nt
Organism: Onychostruthus taczanowskii (white-rumped snowfinch)
Lineage: Eukaryota; Metazoa; Chordata; Aves; Passeriformes; Passeridae
Gene: CCDC78
Product: coiled-coil domain containing 78
Cellular component (GO): cytoplasm
Source: RefSeq, a predicted model, not a curated record